CGACGGAAGAAACGUGGAGUGGCUUGGCUAACGAAACUAUAAAGCUUCGGGAGUGCUUCUCCGGCGGGAGAGGCGGAAGGAAACGUAAAUUGGGAGCCAGUGACGGGGACUUUGGACGGAGGAGAUCAGGGCGGAAGAUUGCUAGUGCCCCAGAUUGCUUCACAGUCAAGAUCAUAGUGCAAAGACUCGAACUUUCAAGCAACGAUCAAGGCCUCCGGUUCCUCAAGUCAAAAACAAGUUUCAACGAGCAUGUAGAUGAUCGCAUCCCUUCCGAAUAUGGACUCUAUAUGUGCGUGGAAGUUCAGCAUAAAUUAUUGAACAUCAAAUCAUCAAUCAUGCCGGUUUUGUUGUACUUUAUACUCCGUAGUCCGUAUUAUGAAUAUAAACUCCUGUGGAGAUGGUCUCCUAGAUUUGUUUCUAUAAAGGCUCCUGGCUCCAAAGCGUGAAUGAAUUUCAUCUCCUGUGGAGAUGGUCUCCUAGAUUUCCAUCAAAUAAUUUAAUUUAGAUUCUUGAUGUAUAUUCUUGAUGAAUUUGAAUUUGAAUGAAUUUAGAUUCUUGUCUGUUUGUUUUCCUUUUUAUUAAUUUCUUUGCUUCUAUGUUUUCGUAUAAAUUCU
This is a messenger RNA of Cuscuta epithymum, 614 nucleotides long. Lineage: Eukaryota; Viridiplantae; Streptophyta; Magnoliopsida; Solanales; Convolvulaceae. The record is from the annotation of a GenBank genome assembly.